GUCACAUUAAAAACGUUAUAAAUUAAAAUGUGGAUAACUCGCCGUUCUUAAUUGGAUCAAGUUUUCCCCGAUUUCUGAGGUCGCCGAAACUCGAUCAGCAUGACCGCCGAUCGCAUUAUCCUGCUGCAGUUCAGCAUGCACUGUUUCAAGAUCAUCUUCAUCUACUGCAUCUGUGUGAAUGUCCUGGAGCAUCUCGUUCAGCAGGUCCAGGAAAACUGAGCGGAAAAUGCUGGGGGCUUGAAAACGGGAAGAAUAAAAAUUAAGCGGCGAUUACUUCACAACUAUAUUCAUUUUUCUUUAACUUGUGGCAUAUAAAGAGUCAAUUUUUUUGGGGUACAUUUAUCCUUUUUCGACCAUUGCAACGCCAUCUUAAAGAAUCGCAAAUUAUCUACAGAAAUUCUCCUGCCAAUAUAUUUCAAAUGUUUUUCAUCAGGCAUAAAUUAU
Messenger RNA from Drosophila elegans, 444 nucleotides. RefSeq lists its product as uncharacterized. Lineage: Eukaryota; Metazoa; Arthropoda; Insecta; Diptera; Drosophilidae. The transcript has 2 exons. The record is from RefSeq and is a predicted model, not a curated record. Bases 100 to 219 code for a protein of 39 amino acids.